This is a messenger RNA of Mugil cephalus (flathead mullet), 573 nucleotides long. Its product is annotated as histone H2A-like. The coding region runs from base 40 to 423 and encodes 127 amino acids. The transcript has a single exon. Gene Ontology annotation, cellular component: nucleosome. NCBI's taxonomy places the organism in Eukaryota, Metazoa, Chordata, Actinopteri, Mugiliformes, Mugilidae. The record is from RefSeq and is a predicted model, not a curated record. Gene Ontology annotation, molecular function: protein heterodimerization activity; DNA binding; structural constituent of chromatin.
UUUUCUUCUUCUUCAACGCAAGAACUCAGAAACUAGAAAAUGUCUGGACGUGGUAAGACCGGUGGAAAAGCCAGAGCUAAGGCCAAGACCCGCUCCUCCAGGGCCGGGCUCCAGUUCCCCGUCGGCCGUGUCCACAGGCUGCUGAGGAAGGGUAACUACGCUCAGCGCGUCGGGGCCGGAGCUCCCGUCUACCUGGCGGCGGUGCUCGAGUAUCUGACCGCUGAGAUCCUGGAGCUGGCUGGAAACGCCGCCAGAGACAACAAGAAGACCAGGAUCAUCCCCCGCCACCUGCAGCUGGCCGUCCGCAACGACGAGGAGCUCAACAAGCUGCUCGGAGGAGUCACCAUCGCUCAGGGUGGUGUCCUGCCCAACAUCCAGGCGGUGCUGCUGCCCAAGAAGACCGAGAAACCCGCCAAGAAGUAAAUCCGAGUCCCGAGAGGAACUCAACAAACCCAACAAAGGCUCUUUUAAGAGCCACCCACCACCACUGGAAGAGCUCUGCUUUCUAUUUUUUUGUGUAUGAUAAUUAUGUCUCAAUAAACGUUUGUGUUCAUAAACAAUAGAAAAUUAUCA